AUGCUCCGGCAGUCUCUGAGCAUCCUGAAGCAGCUCGGCUCUGGGACAAGGUCACAAGAUGCUACCGACCUUCUACACGAAGACCUGGUCAUGGUGGAGCAGAGGGUGGAACCAGCCAGGAGGGCGGCCCAGAUCCUCCACAAAAAGCUGCAGGGCUGCAUGCAGAGUCAACCAGGGCUGGAGGCCGAAAAACGAAUGAAAAAGCUUCCUCUGAUGCUUCUGUCUGUCAGCAUGGCAGAAAGUUUCAAAGACUUCGAUGCAGAGUCCUCAAUCAGGAAGGUGCUGGAGAUGUGCUGUUUCAUGGAGAACAUGCUGGCCAGAAUGUUGGCAGACUUUGAGAUGAAAAUGGAAAAGGAGGUCCUGGAGCCACUAAACAAGCUUAGUGAGGAGGAUUUACCAGAAAUCCUAAGGAACAAAAAGCAGUUUGCAAAGCUCACAAUGGACUGGAACAAUGCAAGAAUCAGGAGUCAGGCUAGCACUGGUCCCCAGGCAAAGCAGGAGGGGCUUAGGGAGGAAAUGGAAGAAGCUUGGAGGAAGUUGGAGAGCAUCAAGGACCAGUACUCUGCAGACCUGUAUCACUUUGCAACUAAGGAGGAUGACUACGCAAAUUACUUCAUUCGUCUUCUCGAGCUGCAAGCAGAGUACUACAAAAACUCUUACGAGUUCCUGGACAGAAACAUCAACGAACUCAAAGAGAAUCACAGUCAAAAAGAACCAUCACUAAGCUUCUCCAACCAGAAGGUCUAUGGGGAGCCUCUGCUCGCACAUCUGUCUCAGAGCAGCAGAGAAAUCGCUGCACCGAUCCAGGAGUGUAUUCACAUGCUGCUGAGAACAGGCAUGAGAGAGGAGGGUCUGUUUCGCUUGGCCGCAGCAGCCUCAGUGGUGAAGAGGCUGAAGACCUGUCUGGAUCAGGGGACGGUGGACCACAGCGAGUUCAGCAUGGACCCUCACGCUGUGGCAGGAGCAUUGAAGUGUUAUCUUCGAGAACUUCCCGAACCUCUAAUGACCUUUGACCUCUACAAUGACUGGUUUAAAGCAGCAGGGGAAAAAGAGCUGCCAGAGAAGCUGGAGCAGUUCAAGAUACUACUGAAGAAGCUGCCACCUGAAAACUACAACAACCUCAGGUACCUGAUCCAGUUCUCAUCUCUGUUGUCUGAGCAGCAGGCUUUAAACAAGAUGACACCGAGUAACAUUGCCAUCGUCCUGGGACCAAAUCUGCUCUGGCCACGAGCUGAGGGUGAAACUGCUCUCUUCGACAUGGCAGCAGCUUCCUCAGUCCAGGUGGUGACGGUCAUUGAGCCUCUUAUUCAGUACAGCUCUGAUCUCUUCCCUGAAGCUGUAUCAUUCGAGAUCCCAGAACUACCCGAGAUGGAUGUGUCUCUGCCUUCUCCCGUUGUCUCGGAGAAGGGGAAACUGAGCAGAACUGCUUCCUCCGCUUCCUCCACAGCCUCCUCCAGUUCCGCAUAUCACUUCCCUCUUUCCAAGACAAACAGCACGGCCUCUCAGGACAGUGGCAUCUCCUUCCUGGUGAAAUCCGGCUCCGUGAGCAGCCGCAGCAGCACCUCCACGUGGGCCGGUCCCGAAGCAGAGACAGCAGCACCAACACAUCAAAACACGGCACCCAGCACCUCAUCCUUGACCGAUCCCGGCCCCUUUCUGCCCUCUAACUCUACAGCUGCUUGCAGCUCGACAGCAAACCAGAACCCAACACCAGUUCCUAGGCCACCGGGAUCUACACCAAACCCAGGCCAGACACAGAGUCCCACCCAGAGGCAGAUCUCAGAUCAGAACCAGCUCGAGCCAAUUUUGGAAGCACCACCAGAUUCUCCCAGAGCAUUUGUGAAGAUUGCAUCACCUUUUAAACCAAGGAGAACUUUCACCCCAGGCAAAUCUAACCAACCAAACGAGCAGGUCACGGUUCAGUACUCCAAACCAAAGCCCCCGCCACCUCCCAAGGCGCAGUCCACUUCCCCCCCAGCCACACCUGCGACGGUUGCAGACACCAGGCCCCAUCCGACACCUGCACCCAGAGCGUCGCAGGCCAGCGAGAAAAAGCCUCCUGUGAAAAAACCUGGACUCAGAGCUCCAAACUGCCCUCCACCUCGUCCUCCACCAUCACAGGCGAAAGAGGUUCCUUCUAUAGCACAGUGAGAAAAACAUGCAAACUUCUAUUGCUGAGCUGCUUGCAGCUGAAACACUUUUGUAUUUUGUCUAAAGAAACAUCCUGGGUACGCUUAUGUUGUCAGUGUGUGCUGUUUGGUAUGUGGAUUUUAAGUAUAGCAGCUUUAAUCUUUUUUUUUUUCACAACAAGCAUCUUUUAUUUAUUCUGAUGUCCGUUGUUUUUCAUGGUUUCAUGGUCAGAGAAAAAAAAAAAAACAGACCUGCAAUAAAUGAAUCCGCAUAGAAAAAAUACAUUUCCUGUGUUUUAGGGUGGAAUUUUCCAUUAAUGUACAAAACAACUGUACUUGUGUAAGCCACUUCAACGUGGGAAAACUUAUUUUAAGGGUGACACUGGUUUUGGCAUUUCACUUAUUAAAUGAUACCCUACCCAGAAUCUGAUGAUGGCUUUGCUCUCUUUGCUCAAACUUUUUACAGCGGUCUUUUGGGUUUCUGUUUGAGGAGUUUGGCUGGAAUAUUCCUUUAAACCCAAUUGAAAAUGAAUGCACACCUCAUUAAAAACAUCU
Molecule: messenger RNA, 2684 nt
Organism: Archocentrus centrarchus (flier cichlid)
Lineage: Eukaryota; Metazoa; Chordata; Actinopteri; Cichliformes; Cichlidae
Gene: sh3bp1
Product: SH3-domain binding protein 1
Exons: 18
Coding region: 1-2151 (716 amino acids)
Biological process (GO): positive regulation of GTPase activity; regulation of Rac protein signal transduction; signal transduction
Cellular component (GO): cytosol; intracellular anatomical structure; cytoplasm
Molecular function (GO): GTPase activator activity; protein binding
Source: RefSeq, a predicted model, not a curated record